AACCUGCAUCAGUCUGUCACACCUUCUCUCCUUCUGAGGCCAUCAUCAGCUGCCAGCGUCACCAUGCGAGCUAUUGUAUUGCUGUGCCUGUUGGAAGCAGCCUUCGUCCAGGCCACUGAAUAUUCCUGGAAAACAUCUGGUACAAAUACAGAUAGUGCAAGUGUCGAUCCAAACGCGGACAAUGCAUGUGUUACGGACCAGGCAUCGUGUGGAUGCUGUCUGAUGCAGCAGCAGGUUCAUAGGAUGAAGACGUUCUUUAACAUGAGCCUCACUGAGCUGGAGAAGGAGCUGAUGAAGACAAAGAGCAUCCUCAACAAUGUCAGAGCCAGCCGCAGUGCCUUCUCCGUCUCUCUAACCAAUGAAGACAAACUGAACUGCUUUGGCCCCUUCCGCGACGACACGCUCAUCACCUACAAACAUAUUUUCAUCAACCUGGGUGAUGGCUACAGUCCGGACACCGGUAUCUUCACUGUUCCACGCUCUGGUGUCUACAGUCUUGCCCUCACCGUCUACAGUGACGCUGGUUCUCCUGGUAACACUCUGGCCGCCUGCGCCGGUCUGCUGGUUAACGGCCAGGUGGUGGCAGGACCCAGAGAAAGAAAUAUGCAAGAUCAAGAGGACAGUGCUACGGUUGUUGUGGCCCUCCACCUGACGGCUGGGGACCAGGUGGCUGUCAACCUGCCCAUUGGAUGUUUCCUCUGCGACGACAGCAGCCACUAUAACACUUUCACUGGUUUCCUGCUGUAUGCUACUGACUAAGCUAGGGAAGUUGUAGCUGCUCUGGGAUUUGUACCAACUCUGGCAUUGUUUGUGUCUGAUACAUGAAAUAUUCCCGUAGCAGCAGCUGUGUUUUGUAGCUCUUCAUCUCUUUGGUCUUUCUCACCCAACAAUGCUCUCAACUUGCUGGUUUUAUUUCAUCAUCUUCCACUGUCAUCACACCCUAAUGUUAUCGUUUGACACGAGCAAGGUUUAAGUUUAUUUCUAAUGUUUGAAAUAAGAUUUAAAAAUGUUGUAUAUCUAUGUCACAAUUGUCCAUGUUCUGAACUCACUCACAGCUGAUUAGUGUCAUAUAAUCUGAGUUUGUCUGUUCUUGUAACUGCAAAUCUGUCACUUACUGAUUUUAUGUGAUAUAUAUUGAUGGAAAUAUGUGAUAUACCUGUAAAAUCAAACAUAAAUAAAUCAGGAUUUUGAACA
Epinephelus lanceolatus (giant grouper) is the source of this 1194-nucleotide messenger RNA. Its product is annotated as complement C1q-like protein 4. The record is from RefSeq and is a predicted model, not a curated record. NCBI's taxonomy places the organism in Eukaryota, Metazoa, Chordata, Actinopteri, Perciformes, Serranidae. Gene Ontology annotation, cellular component: synapse. Gene Ontology annotation, molecular function: protein binding. Gene Ontology annotation, biological process: maintenance of synapse structure.